Molecule: messenger RNA, 1278 nt
Organism: Drosophila montana
Lineage: Eukaryota; Metazoa; Arthropoda; Insecta; Diptera; Drosophilidae
Exons: 2
Coding region: 127-1173 (348 amino acids)
Molecular function (GO): protein binding
Source: RefSeq, a predicted model, not a curated record
AGUAAGCACCCCUCCACAAGUCAGGUCUAUACAAAAACACACAAAAACACCCCAUACUAAAAGCGUACAGUGCUUUUUCUAGUACUUUCUUGCAGUCAGCUUAGUGCUAACUAAUAAGCGUAGGUGAUGCCUUAUCUAUAUGGCGUAACGGACACCAAGUUCAGGGUCAAGAAGGACACCGACGGGCACAGCCCUGUUCCUCCAAUCAAAUUUCGACAUAACACUUUGGUAACAUGUCGAGUCCAGUACGGUCAUGACGAAUGGCCCAUCCAGUUCCGAGCCUCGCCUGUAAGCCUCGUCGAGCUAUGUGUUAAUGUAGUCGAUAAGCUGCCGCUGCCCUCGGUCUUUGAAUGGACCGACAUGAAUAUACGGCUAUGGAUUUGCCGCUAUGGGUAUCCACAGUAUAUGAACACUUUUCGUCAGAAUAUGAUCUGGGGUCGAAAGUUGUUGUUACUGGACGCCGAUGCGUUGUCGGCAAUGAAUAUCAAGGAUUUUGAUCACAUUAAGCACAUUACCUAUGGCAUUCGCAUGUUGUUUCACUUUGAGCUGACGAAAUUCUCGCACAGUAUUUCGCUGCCGGAUGAGAAACCCAACGAGCUCUAUUUGCUGUGGCACACGCAGACGGGCCUCAACUAUGAUGCAGUUCGUCGCUCGGAUCUGUACAGACGCAUGCAACUCAUACGGGAACGUUCUCCUUCCCUGGAUCAUUGGGAUAUGCUCGAUUUGUGGCUGCGUCGCGAACGUGAACGCAAGUACACGGAGCUUGUUGGAGCCGUGCCGCGUUAUAAUUUGUACUCGUGCCCCGAGACCCCAGCAGAGAGUACAAGUCAGACCACAUCGGAAUCUGGCUUCGAUGAUAACUAUUGUCAUACAUGUCUACCGCCCUGCGAAUGCUGGUGGACAGAGCGGGAUACAUUGUUGCCCUGGCGUCUGAGCUGCCUGACUCCGGGCAAGCAGGUCACACACAGCACCUGGAUGGCCACUGAGAAGCACUGCGGAGAGUGUAUACCGCCGUGUGAGUGCCGUUGGCUAUCGCGUUACUAUCUGACUGGCACGGUGAUCAGCUGUCUGAAGAAUAAGUUUCCAGAAAAGUUUGCACCGAUUUUCGAUGCGACCGGCCCGCCAAAGAUACGCGAGAGUGUAGUGGUACGUUGGACGCGUUUCUCGAUUUAGAUUUAGAUAGUCUCUGUACGAUAUAAGUGUGAUAAAGGAAUUACAAUCUGAAAAUUAUAUUUAAAAAAAAUAAAAACAUAUACUAUAUGUAUAUAUAAAAGGGAA